Messenger RNA from Solea solea (common sole), 5922 nucleotides. It is a transcript of the gene hcfc1b, whose product is annotated as host cell factor C1b. Gene Ontology annotation, biological process: regulation of DNA-templated transcription; chromatin remodeling. The record is from RefSeq and is a predicted model, not a curated record. The transcript has 31 exons. Gene Ontology annotation, cellular component: histone methyltransferase complex. Gene Ontology annotation, molecular function: transcription coactivator activity; protein binding. Bases 628 to 5427 code for a protein of 1599 amino acids. NCBI's taxonomy places the organism in Eukaryota, Metazoa, Chordata, Actinopteri, Pleuronectiformes, Soleidae.
GGUGACGCUCCGUUGCUGUGGUAACAGGCUCGUUAGCAGUUAGCUAACUACCGCUAGAUACCCUAUCUGUGGUUGUUGUUAGCAGCAAGAUGGCGGUUCCCGUCCCGGCGCUCAGCCGCUGUGCUCUGCAUCUUUAACAGUGGAUCUCAGCCUCCGCGCCGCUCCGUGUCUCUGGCGCAUGGAGCAGCAGUUCGGCCUCGCAGUCGGCACUGGAUCUACGUUAGCGUUUGCCCUAGUUCGCGUUUGCCGGAGCAGCUAUCGGCGGCUUUAUACCGACUCCCCACAGUGUUCACCGGGUAAAAUGGCGGACUGUCCGCUUCAGUCUGCAGGCUAACAGCUAACAGCACCGCGCUCCGUUUCUGAGCCGCUGGCUGGUUCCGCACCGGAUCAUUGUGUCCAGUCUGUGACUGCAUCGAAGAGCGAUUCUUCAGUGUCUGGUUAACGUUACCGAUUCCUGGACAGACGCCGGGCUCUGCCCGCACAAAACGCUGGCUAGUUAGCCACUGAGCUAGUUAUCAGGCUAAUGCUAACCCGCGCUGGCACCGAGCAGGAGACGAUUUAAAACUUUCAGAAACUUGGACUGGAGACACGUAUUUCCCCGUCACAGAGGACCGAGACAGAUACAUAAUGGCUUCCGACCCCGCUGUGGUGCUGCAGCCCCGCUGGAAGCGCAUCGUGGGCUGGACCGGGCCUGUGCCGCGGCCCAGACACGGACACCGAGCUGUGGCCAUUAAGGAGCUAAUGGUGGUAUUCGGCGGAGGAAACGAGGGCAUCGUGGACGAGCUGCACGUCUAUAACACAGCCACUAACCAGUGGUUCAUUCCUGCGGUGCGCGGUGACAUCCCACCCGGCUGUGCGGCGUUUGGCUUUGUGUGUGACGGGACGAGACUGCUGGUGUUUGGUGGGAUGGUGGAAUAUGGCAAAUACAGCAACGACCUGUAUGAACUGCAGGCGAGUCGCUGGGAGUGGAAACGUCUGAAGGCCAAAGCUCCGAAGAACGGCCCGCCCCCCUGCCCACGCCUCGGACACAGCUUUUCUCUGAUUGGCAACUGCUGUUACCUGUUUGGAGGAUUGGCCAAUGACAGCGAGGAUCCCAAGAACAACAUCCCCAGGUAUCUGAACGACCUCUACUGCCUAGAGCUGCGUCCAGGCUCCAGCGUGGUCGGCUGGGAGAUCCCGGUGACGUCGGGUCAGCCGCCACCGCCACGAGAGAGUCACACGGCCGUGGUGACGAGCGGCCGCGCCGCCAACAGACUGAUAAUCUAUGGAGGGAUGAGCGGCUGCAGACUGGGAGACCUGUGGGUGCUGGAUAUCGACUCCAUGACCUGGACCAAACCAGCCCUCAGUGGAACCGCCCCCCUCCCACGCAGCCUGCACUCUGCCACCGUCAUCAACAACAAGAUGUAUGUGUUUGGAGGUUGGGUUCCUCUAGUGAUGGACGACGUUAAAGUGGCCACUCAUGAGAAGGAGUGGAAGUGCACCAACACACUGGCCUGUCUCAACCUGAACUCCAUGUGUUGGGAGAUGGUGCUGAUGGACAGUGAGGAGGACAACGUGCCUCGGGCUCGUGCAGGUCACUGCAGCGUUGCCAUCAACUCCAGACUCUACAUGUGGAGUGGCAGAGACGGAUACAGGAAAGCCUGGAACAACCAGGUGUGCUGCAAGGACCUGUGGUACCUGGAGUCAGAGCGUCCCUGUCCUCCGUCUCGUGUUCAGCUGGUUCGUGCGAACACGUCCUCUCUGGAGGUGAGCUGGGGACCGUCUCAGACGGCCGACACUUACCUGCUGCAGCUGCAGAAGUACGACAUUCCCGCGACGCCUGCCACUAGCACCGCCCCCCAGAGCCCCACCUCCUCCGACCAGGCUGUCCCGCUCUCUGGUGCCGCCCUGGUUCCCUCCCCCUCCAUGUCUGUGGCUGGAAGCCCGUUGGCUUCAGCGGUGAAAGCACCAGCUGUCCUCAAGGUGGCGGCAGCUCCAGGAGCAGUAGGCGGAGCCUCCAUCAUCACCGUGAGACAGGCCAUGCCCAAAUCGGCGGCCGCGGUGACACUUCCUGCGGGAGUUCGUAUGGUGGUUCCCACUCAGGCAGCACAGGGGACGCCAAUAGGAAGCAGUCCUCAGAUGAGCGGCAUGGCGGCGUUAGCGGCGGCGGCCGCAGCCACUCAGAAGAUCCCGCCCUCCUCAACAACGGUGCUGAGCGUCCCUGCGGGAGCAGCUGUCAUGAAGGCGGUGGCUGCUAAAGUGGCCGCUCCUGUUACCAUGGUAACGACCCCGUGUUUUCAGACAAGCACACUGAAAGAGUUUGUAAACCUUACUAACCCGGCCACGCGCAUGCUAAAGACUGCAGCCGCUCAGGUGGGCGGGGCCUCCAUGCUCGCCAGUCCCGGGACGCCAGGUCGACAGCUGAUCACGGUGCACAAGGCAGGCGCGGUGCCUGUCUCCCAGCAUGGUCAGGUGGUCACCACGAUGGUGGGUGGAGUCACAAAGACCAUCACCCUUGUGAACAGCCCUCUCGGAGGGGGCGGGACUCUGAUCGGGAACCUGGGGAAGGUGAUGUCAGUGGUCCAGAACAAACCGACUCACACGGGAUCCAUCACGGCUCAGACUGCAGGUGGCGCCGUCGCUCAGCUCCUCCAGGCGAAGGGCGGUCUCCCCGCAGGAACCAUCCUGAAGCUGGUGACGUCAGCAGACGGUAAACAGACGACGCUCGUCAGCGCCGCACAGUCUGGAUCCACCAGCAGCAAACCCACCAUCAUCAAGACCAUCCCAAUGUCAGCGCUGCAGGGCGGGGCCGGGAACAGUCCAUAUACCAUCCUCACUACCAAGGUGAUCUCACCAGGAACAAUGGGAAAGAUCAUCACCACUGUCCCAAAGAUGACCACAGGAGGUCAGCCAGGGGUCACACAGGUGGUGUUGAAAGGAGCUCCAGGUUCUCCAGGUACCAUCCUCAGAACCGUCCCGAUGAGCGGCGUGCGACUGGUGUCGCCAGGGAGCAAGCCCGGCAUCACCACUCUGGUCGUCAAGGCAGCCUCAGGCGUAUCCACUCUGGCCACAGUGGCAGGAAGUGCUUCCACUACUGUGGCGGGCGGCACCAUCGCUGCCUCCAGCGCCUCCCUGGCCACGCCCAUCACCACCCUGGCAACCAUUGCUACGCUGGCCAACCAGGUUACCACGGUGACGACUAGUGCAGCUGUACCUAAGCAGGUGACACUGAUCACGACGCCGAGUGGCGCCGAGGCUCAGCCGCUGGUCCAGGAUCUGCCUGUCUCCUUCAUGGCGUCGCCCACCUCUGAGGAACCAGGAGGUACGACGAGCACUGCGACUGUGACAGUUGCAGGAACGACCGUGUGCUCCAACCCACCCUGUGAGACGCACGAGACCGGCACCACCAACACCGCCACCGUAGCCACGGCAACCAUGGGUGGCGGCAACAGGGUGUGUUCAAACCCACCCUGCGAGACUCAUGAGACGGGGACGACCAACACCACCACCGUCGCCACAGCAACCAUGGGUGGGGGCGACAGGGUGUGUUCAAACCCACCCUGCGAGACGCACGAGACGGGGACGACCAACACCGCCACCGUCGCCUCCACCAGUAUGAGCCGGGAACUGCAGGUGAGCUCAGCUCAGCAGUCUGCUCUUUCACCCGUCACCGUGACCUCGUCAAACGUCUGCUCCAAUCCUCCAUGUGAGACUCACGAGACCGGAACCACCAACACCGCGACCACGGCAGGGGCGGGAGGAGUCAGACAGGUGUGUUCAAAUCCUCCCUGUGAGACCCACGAGACUGGAACCACCAACACAGCGACCACAGCAGGAGCGGGAGGAGGAGUCAGACAGGUGUGUUCAAAUCCUCCGUGCGAGACCCACGAGACUGGAACCACCAACACAGCGACCACAGCUACAGCUCAACAGGGUGGAGACAAUCUCCAGGGAGACUCCUCAGACCCCACCUCUUCCUCUGACUCCACCCCUUCCACCACCACAGCCAAUCAGAGCAGGGCCGUCACCACAGUUACACAGGCCACACCCACACCUGGACCUUCCAUACCGGCGAUCUCCUCAUUGGUCGGUGAAGAGACGGCGGGUUCCUCGGAGGCCGUUGCCAUGUUGACAGAGGAGGCGGAGCCUACGCAGACAGUCAGUCAGUCAGAGGCUGUGAUGUCAUCAGCAGCAUCAGUGUUACAGGUUCAGGUGGAAGGCAGCGAGGCCACAGCACAGAUGGAGACAUCAGACAGUGGUCUUCCUCAGGAGCUGAUGUCAUCAGACGGUGACGAAGGUGACGUUGUCUCUGGAGCGACGACCCUGAUGGUGACGGGACUGACCCCAGAUCAGCUGACUGUUGCCACGGUGACGGGAGACGCAGCUCAGCAGGCGACAAUACAGGCAGUGCUUCAGGCUACAGCACACAGAGUGGACCAGUCCAUCCCCAUCGUCCUCACUCAGCAGGAGCUUGCUGCUCUGGUGCAGCAGCAGCUGCAGGACGUCCACAACCAUCCAGAACCAGAACCAGCACAACCAGAGCCGAGCAGUGUCCCCACUGAGGGCCUUGCUCCCGCAGACAGCCUCAACGACCCAGCAGCGGAUGGAAAUGUCCACGAGAUGACAUCAUCAGCCGUCACCAGUGCUGUCGCGCGAUUGGCCAGCACGUUCAGCCCCGCCCCUCCUCUGACAGCAGGACCAGUUAAGAUUGCAGCUGCCCCUGUCAAGACAGAGACGUCCAAUGGCAUUGCAGCAACUACAGGGGUGAAGACGUCGGGCGGGGACAGUCGUUGGUACGACGUCGGGAUCGUAAAGGUCACUAACAUGGUCGUCUCUCACUUCUAUGUCCCGUACGACGACAACGUGGCAGACGACGACUCAGGUGUGCCACCUGACUACAGUCAGAUGAAGAAGGUGGAGCUUCAGCCAGGGACCGCCUACAAGUUCCGUGUUGCAGGGAUCAACAUCUGCGGCCGCGGCGCCUUCUCCGAGGUGUCGGCGUUUAAAACGUGUCUGCCCGGUUUCCCUGGAGCGCCCUGUGCCAUCAAGAUCAGCAAGAACCUGGAUGGUGCUCAGCUCACCUGGGAGCCUCCGGCCGUCACGUCAGGCCGGAUCGUGGAAUACUCGGUUUACCUCGCCAUCCAGUCCAGUCAGGCGGCCGCCUCUUCAGGCUCUGGCCCCGCCCAGCUGGCGUUCAUGAGGGUCUACUGCGGCGCGAGCCCGUCCUGCCUGGUCCAGGCCUCCAGCCUCGCCAAAGCACACAUUGACCACACCACCAAACCCGCCAUCAUCUUCCGCAUCGCAGCUCGCAACCAGAAGGGCUAUGGUCCGGCCACGCAGGUGCGGUGGUUACAAGAGACGAGUAAAGACACGAAAACAGCAGUGAAGAGGGGCGGAGCCUCUGACCCGAAACCUGGUGGACCAAAGAAGUUCAAAACUGACCAAUAAGAGCCUGAGUCUGCUGACGACUCUGGUUGCCAUGGUGAUGGGGGGUGUGUGGAUCUGGCCAAUUCCUGUCCAGCAAGAAACGAACUAAAGUACAAAAGACUUGUAGCAUAUUUGUAAAUUAUCGGCCAUUCUGACGGUGACACCGUUGUCAUGGAGACGACAAGGAGUGGAGACAACAGUGUUUCAUGGAGAAAUGGGAACAAUAAAGUUUGAGUUUGUUUGAGUCGUAGCUUUUUUGAACAUCAUUUGAAAGGUCACUAUGCUGUCAGGGGGGCCGGGCCCCAGUCAGGGGGGUGGAGUUUAAACUUUCUCUGUUGUACAUAAUUUCCUUUUUGGGUUUUUUUAUAUAAUCGUUACACAAAUCGUUUCUGAUUUUUCUUCAGUUGAUGAGACAGAGCGCCCCCCACUGGUCAGUGGGCAAAACUGCAGCUAUUCAAAAAUUAAACCUGUUUGUCAAUAAUCCCUGGAUCAAUAAAGAUUUUUAGAGCAUUUUUA